Sinocyclocheilus grahami is the source of this 4533-nucleotide messenger RNA. Its product is annotated as guanine nucleotide exchange factor DBS-like. The record is from RefSeq and is a predicted model, not a curated record. Gene Ontology annotation, molecular function: guanyl-nucleotide exchange factor activity; protein binding. Gene Ontology annotation, cellular component: cytoplasm. Gene Ontology annotation, biological process: positive regulation of Rho protein signal transduction. Lineage: Eukaryota; Metazoa; Chordata; Actinopteri; Cypriniformes; Cyprinidae. Bases 341 to 3202 code for a protein of 953 amino acids. The transcript is spliced from 24 exons.
CGUGUGUGUUUGUUGCGACAGCAUGCAUGAAUGCCGGGGUUGUUUCUUUACAAACAGGAGGUCCGAGAUGCGUCUGUAUGCAGCCUCUCUCUGCGGGUCCCAUCUGACAGAGGAAGCCCUCUGAGACCAGCACUGGGCUGCUGUAGUCUUCCCAGCAUUCUCUUGGAUCAGAUCGUCCUGGCUUGGGAUUUCAUUGGUCUUAGUUCAGAUUGCCCUGGUGCAGUCAGGACUGUUUUAGCCGAAUGUUGAUCAAUCUGAAUUGGUUUUGGGCUGGUUCCGAGACAUCAGGUCAAGUCGAGGCCAGUUAAGACUGGUUAUGUGCAUGUGGGAGCCAGUUUAAAUGUCUCUGCAUGAGUUUCUUCGGGAGGGUCAGGACGCCCCACAGCGGAUCCUAUCCCGACUGACCCAGCUCCUCUACAACCUAUCGGCCACGGUCUUACAGGGGGUCCCCUUCUCUCCUUUCACAACCUUCAGCCGCAAGAACUCCUGGAGGGACUGGAACGAUGAGAUUAUGCAGCAGGAGAGCAGUCCUCUGUGUGCCGCAGACAUCAGCCUAGACCUCAGGAAACAGUUUGCCUUCCUGUCAGGUGGCCGAGGACAGAAUGGCAGCCCCAUCAUUAUUUUCCCAGAGUACCCGGCGUUUGGUGAGUUGGAGGAACAGGAGUUUCACAACGUGCUGACAUACCUGACCAGUGUUCCCAGUCUCGGCUCGACAGGGGUCGGCUUCAUCCUGGUCAUUGACCGGCGACAAGACAGAUGGGCAUCAGUGAAGGGGACGCUGCUGCGGAUUGCGGGCUCUUUCCCAGGCAACCUGCAGCUGGUGCUGGUACUGAGACCCACAGCACUCUUCCAGCGGACAAUCUCAGACAUCUUUUUUAAGUUAAACAAGGAUGAGUUUAAAAUGAAGGUGCCGGUGAUCAUGCUCAGCUCUGUGACUGAGCUCCACAGUUACAUCGACCGCACACAGCUCACUCAGGAACUGGGCGGCACGCAGGAGUACUGCCACGAGAAAUGGAUUUCACACCGCACCGCCAUUGAAGGUUUUGCUCUGAUGGUGAAGAAAACGGCACAGACUCUCCAGUCUUUUGGGACAGAACUGGCAGAGACAGAGCUGCCCAAUGACGUUGAGGCCACGUCCAACCUUCUAACCAUCCACACAGAGAAGAAGGACACAAUGAAGGAGGACUUGAGGAUUGCUCUCUGUCAGGGAUCACGUUUGCUGGAGAGCAUCAAUGAGCCACUGGUGAAAGAUCCAGAUUACACAAUGAACCAUGAUGAACUGGAGAACCUGGCUACUGUUCAGAGGUUGCUUGGGCAGUUAGAUGAGACUGAAACAGCAUUUGAUGAUUUUUGGGAUAAACAUCAAACCAAGCUAGAGCAAUGUCUACAACUGCGGCAUUUUGAGGAGAACUUCAGGGAGGUCAGAGCUCAUUUAGACAUGGUGUAUGACAGAGUGUCAGGCUUCUCAGAGGUUGGAAUUAGCCCCGCCCAUGUUGAGCAUAUCCUGAAAGAGUUGACCAAUCAUGAAGACGGAGCAUGUGAGGUGUUGGACCGAGCGCUCGCUCUUGCAUGUGAUGCUGACCAGCUGAUUGAAGCAUCUCAUUACGCUGUGGACUCCAUCCUGCCCAAAUGCUCUGAGCUGCGGGCUGUGUGCGAGGAGAUCAGUGGUGUCCUGGAGGCCAAGAAAACUCAUCUGCUCAAAGCCAUGGAGCUACACCAAUGUCUAGAGAAGGCCACUAAAUGGUGUGAUGAUGGGAUCUACCUGCUAGCGGCUCAGCCUGUGGAUAAGUGUCAAUCACAGGAUGGGGCGGAGUCAGCGCUGCAGGAUAUUGAACGUUACCUGGAAACAGCCAAUCAGCACAAGCUGACAGAUUUGAGUGGAAUUUGGAGGGACUAUGAGUCAGUGCUCACACAAGACUUCAAGGAACAGGUGGGCAAAGUGUUUCAGAAACAGCUGUCAAUGCAGGAAAUGUUUGAGAAGAGGAGGGUCAGUCUGAAGAAGUUAGCAGCCAAACAGACACGACCCGUGCAGCCCGUCGCCCCACGUCCUGAGGCCAUCAUCAUACCACCCAUCUCUUCUCCAGCUCAUAGGGAGAAGACAAUAGAGGGUGAUAUCAUCAAUGGAAACUGCAGAAAAGUAGGUAUCUCAUCUCUAGGCAGUGCUUUAUUGAAUGAUGAAGCAAAUUUCCCUUCUGUUAUAUGGGUCUCAAGGUCAGAGAGAGUCUAUUUUCAGGCGUCGACACCAGAGAUCAAAACUGCAUGGGUGAAUGAGAUCCGGAAGGUUCUAACUGGACAACUAAAGGCCUACAGAGAGGCGAGCCAGCAGAAGAGCUCAGAUCAGUUAACUCCCACCAGCACCAGCCUAACCCUGAGCCCCUUCAAGACCAACCCAAAGACCCUCAAGAAAGGAGAAGAGAAGAAAACUGAACCGACAGCAGCAGAUUCCAGUACAGCCACCUUACUUAAAAAUAAUGACAAGGUCAAAGACGAGAAUGUCACCAGUCCCACCACUGAGAGAGCUGCAGUGGCUAAAAAACGUUUUACACUGCAGGGCUUCAGUAACCUCAAGAGUCAAAAAGAGCUGAUAGCGCCCUUUGGUGGUAAAAGCCUAACACUACCCAUGGUCACUCUCUGCCCUCCAGGAUCAUCCCCCCCUAGUCCUGACCACAAAACUAAAAGACAUGAGAUUAAGAGUGAUCCUACACCGUUUGGCUUCAGAGACACGGGUCCCCACAUCACUCUUACCCGAGUGAGAUGGCUGAGUGCUUCUAGUCUGUUGCAGACUAAAAGGAGAGGCUUCUCCAAGGCAUCGCUGUCUGUGGAUGCAUCUGAGGAGAACGACGGUUACUCGAGUGCUGAGGAUCCCAUGAACUCUGAUCCUGAGGAUGAGGGAGAGAGAAAACUGUCUCCAGGCAGGUACGUGGUCAUUGCUGACCAUGACAAAAGCGGACCACAGGAGCUGACGGUUAAGAGUGGAGAUACAGUGCAGCUGGUGAGAGAGGGAGACGAUGGACGCUGGUUUGUACGUAAUCUGCGGACCAAUAAGGAGGGCUGGGUCCCUGCUGCAAACCUGCUCACUCUCAUCGGAGAAUCCAAAUCUUCUCAAUCUCUCUCCAGCUCAGAAGGCAGUGGAUCUGGAAACCUCAGCACGUCCUCCAGCUGCAGUGAAACCUACACAAGCUUCUCAGACAUCAAAGCCUGAAGCCGCUGCUCCACCGCCUUGUGGCAGCUCCUACACAGUGCACUUUCUACUGAAGCUCCUCGAGUCUUUGUACUGUAUUUAACCUCAUCAGCCGAGAAAGGAAUUGACCUCUGCAGUCAAUAUGCACUAUUCAGGAUAUAUUUUAUAUAGAGCGUCACACUUUCUCAACCUUCUCUCCUUCAUAAGAGAGAGAGAAAAAGUGUCUUCUGUUCCCCUUUCAAAUUUUACUUUACUUUGAAAGUAUCAGUGUGAUGCUGUUUGUUUCACAUCUGCAUGCAUUUCCUCAAAGAUUAAAAGCGAAAAGGGCUCUUGGUCGAGUCGGCAUUAACAUCAGCGCAGCCUGCGGCUUUAAAAGUCUUUAAAUAUACAUAAAAAGGACUCUCAUUGAACUUUAAUGUACAACCACAUGAGCUUCCACUGGUUUUAUUGAUCUUGCAUUGAGAAUAUCAGUGUCUUUUUGGAAUGUCUGACUUUGUUGGCGUCUGAAGCUUCUGUCUGAUUUGCUGUAGCAGCAAGACAAUGAAAUUAUGUUUUAUAGGAUAAAGAUUCUUGAGGUUAUGCCCGGUGAAAAGUCCUGUUAUUCACUAUGUAUUAAUCUAAAACCGCUGUAUAGUUUAAAUUAUUUCCUGUAAAAGAAGAUUUGUACAGAUAUUAACUUUUAUCAUGUUUUUCAUUAAAACAGUAUAAAUAUAUAUACAUAUUGUAUAUUAUGACCACUAUUGUUGUCAUGAAAAUUAAAUGAAAUGUAUUUCAUUGUAUUUGUGACUUCUGCACCAUUUGUGUACAAUUAUUAUAAUUUUCCAGUAACAACAUACCAAUUGUGUUCGCAUUUUAUGUAAUUUAUUUUGUCACCACAGAUUGUUUAAUUUGGUUCGUUCAAAAUGUAAUGUCUGGAAAGCGAUAAUUGGCAUGUAGUAACCAUCAUUCAGCUUUUGUAAGACUUAUUUUAAUGGUCAGAACCUUUUGUCAAAUAAGUAUUUCUUGAUAAAGCUCGACAGAGUUAAUCUAUAUCAAUAUUCCUCAAAUCAGCUGAUUUAUUCAAGGAAUGAACUACCAUGAUUUCUGCCAUUUUUGAUGACCACAGCUUAAAUGUUUUGUCCCCAUAACUGUACUCUCUUUUUAACAUGUUCAGCAAUACAAAAAUUCAUUGUUAUUUUGUUUAAAUUUUAAAUGGCACAUUGCUGCAUGUUAGUCUUAUCUCUCUGUAUUUUCAUUUGAAAUUAAAAUAUUUUCCUGUAUUAGACUCGUAUCUGUGUAUAUGUGUAAAUAUGUAUCUAAGAGGAUGUAUGAGAUGAAUGAAUUUAAAGUGCUUGGGCUUAAAUAAACUUCAC